Molecule: messenger RNA, 845 nt
Organism: Coccomyxa subellipsoidea C-169
Lineage: Eukaryota; Viridiplantae; Chlorophyta; Trebouxiophyceae; Coccomyxaceae
Product: AIG2-like protein
Exons: 5
Coding region: 44-520 (158 amino acids)
Source: RefSeq, a predicted model, not a curated record
AUUUCGAAGGUUCAUUUAUAUUGACACUUAAUCACCUGAAGUCAUGAGCAACGUCUUUGUUUAUGGCACCUUGAUGUCAGAAGAAGUGGUGGCAGCUCUGAUCAGAAGAGCACCGAGGCAGCAACCUGCUAAAAUCAGAGGGUACAGGAGGCAUCGCAUCAAGGGUUUCAUUUUUCCAGCGAUAGUUCCUGCAGAAGAAUCUGACGAAGUCAACGGCCUAGUACUCUAUGGCUUGAAUUGUGAGGAAAUGGAGGUUUUUGACGAGUUUGAGGGCGAAGAGUACUACAAGACAGAUGCAACGCCGAUCUUGGCUGAUGGCAGUCAGGUGGACGCCAGUGUGUACGUGUGGCAGGACAGUGCCAGGCACCUCCUCUAUGGCAAAUGGGACUAUCAAGAAUGGAGAAGGAAGCAUCUGGAAAACUACGUGAAGAUGUGCACCAUAUUUAAGGAGGAACUGGAGCUGACAAACACCUCAAACAAUAGGCCAUACAACCAUCCGGAGCCCGUUGAGAGCACAUGAUGAGAAUUGCAGCGCGCUUUAUGGCCGAUAGCUGCUUAGAUGUCUCUGUUGGUAUUUGAGAAUAGGUGACAGACCCAUUGUCUGUUCGUUAAGCUCUUCUGAUACAACACAGGCAAUAAACCUGGCAAUGUCCAACAUUGAAUGACUCUUUGUUAUCAGCGCUGCUAGCUGCACCGGUGCCAAUUUUUGUUACACAACUUCUUUCAAGAGCAGGGCGCUGGGGUAUUAUCAUGUAGUGUGUACAGCUUCAAUAGGCUGGCCAGUGGUGUGAUGUACGAACAUCAGCGUCAUGCUCAACUUGAAAGCGUUUUAACAGCUCUUCUAU